AUGACGCCUUCGAGCACGCCAAAGUCGGCAUCCAGUAGAGUGUCCUCUCCACUGACGAAUGCCCCACGGCCCUCUGUCAGUAAGCCGAAACGACGAAGUCUACUCAAGAGUCAGAUCUCUUCGAAUCAGAACCUACCCCCUGGACGCACUGCCGCACCUGAAAAGAAACAGCAAUCGCUUCUGUCCGCUUUUAAAAUCACCCCCACCACUUCCAACAGUUCGCCAUCGCCCUCGUCCACGACCAACGAUCCACCACCUCGCCUUCACCGAAAUCGAACCACUUCGUCAACGGAUCCUACUCAGAUUUUGAAGGGCGUCGUUGCUUGUCUUGACAUUAGAACCGAAGACGGAGACGAUGUGUCCCAGAAUUUCGAAAGAGCACUUCAGUCCAUGGGAGCAAAGACCCGUCGAACAUUUUCAGAUGCUGUAACCCAUCUUGUGUACAAGAACGGAUCGUCUACCACAUUACAAAAAGCUUUGAGCAAAAAUGUCUACAUUGUCAAUCUGCUCUGGAUUACUCGCUGCAAAACCGAAAAACGACGGCUGGACGAAAAGGAUUUUUUCAUAGAGAGACCUCAAGGAUUGGCAUUAACAGGGAAGAAGAGGCGUAAAUCGAUGGAACCAAGUCGACUACGAGCGUUGGCCGCUGAAUCGAAUGGUAGCGAUAUUCCCACCUCCGUAUCCGAGAAACGAAUAAAAACACAAGGACUUCCUCGCAUCCAUAUAACACCGGAUCCUCGCCGUGCGUCGGAACCACGGUCCUUUCGGCAUACAUCAUCAUCAUCAUCCUCAUCUUUAUUAUCAGCAUCUUCAUCUUUAUCGUCGCAUACACAUUCGCAUUUGCAUAAUAACUCAUCAUCAUCAGCGCAUCGUCGGAAAACAAUGGAUCCUUCCCUUUGGGAAACCGGUGACCUGUCGGAUACAACUGCCUUAUCCGGAAAAGAUUCGAAUAUCUCUGCCACUUUCAGUGAACUGGCACUCGAUGGACUUGACGUCAAAUCUGCCGAACCGUCCAACACCAACCAUGACCGAACGUCAUCGCCGCUUGACAAUUACCAGGAUUCACUCGAUCGACGUAACCGGGAACUGGACGAACGUCGAAAAAAGGCCAAAGGCGUCGUUAUUCCAACCACAGCCCCUGACCAUGAAAUCAAAGCACAAAUCAAGGCGGAUUUCUUUGUUGGCCAAGUCGAUACCCCCAAACCAUCACGUAUGAGCAGUCCGACCGUGCCGCGUUUGAAACGCAAACGACGCUCCAUGGGCGUGCCUUCUCGAUUGAGCUUGGGAAGUUACGUUCCUCCUUUACGUUCCAUACGAACGUCCGACGCCUCGAUCGUGUCCGAAUCGUCGUCCUUGCUGCCUUUACCCUCCGAGGCAGCUACUGCAUCGCAGCCAACCACAACCAAAUUGCCCACUGUGGUCAUGACAAGUUUGGAUGAGGCGACACGUCAAAAGUGCACUGAAAUUAUCAAACGUCUCGGCCGUUUCGAAGUCGUUAAAUCGCAAUGGACUAACCGUAGAAAUAGAGUGGAUGACAGCACUACGCAUGUUAUUGUUGGUCGUAAGCGAAUGACGGAAUCGGUGGCUCUUGGCAUGGUGCAAGGAAUAUGGCUCGUCACACCAUCAUGGAUUAUAAAGUGUGGCGAAUCGGAAAAGUAUAUUGAUGAAGCCGAGUUUGAAGCACUGGAAUGGUUCCCUCGCGCUUCCGCCGCACGUCAACAGGAUGCAGUCUUGCCUUCCAACGUGAACAUCUAUAUUUCCUCGACAUUCAUGUCCGCGGACUUUGCCAACCAAUUGAUUACCAAGGCUGGUGGUCAGGUUGUGAACCAACCGGAAGAUGCGGACAUAAUCAUUAGUAAACACGCCAUCACCUCAGACAAAGUGGUUGUCACCGAACAAUGGCUUCUAGACUCCAUCGAACAGUGGCGAUAUUUACCCACAGGAAAAUAUAGUUCAAAACGUCAAUAA
This is a messenger RNA of Radiomyces spectabilis, 1968 nucleotides long. RefSeq lists its product as uncharacterized. Gene Ontology annotation, biological process: mitotic cell cycle. The transcript has 10 exons. Bases 1 to 1968 code for a protein of 655 amino acids. NCBI's taxonomy places the organism in Eukaryota, Fungi, Mucoromycota, Mucoromycetes, Mucorales, Radiomycetaceae. The record is from RefSeq and is a predicted model, not a curated record.